GGAACAACUCCAACCAGAUUACGGGAUUUUAUAUGUACGAUCGCGUCUUCAUUUUUUCUUUCUUUAUAUAAUUUGGAAUUUAUGAAGUCGGGUCCGCCAUUGUCUGCUGCAGCUCCAUCAUGUGCUUCAUGUAAUAAGUGCAUUGAGCUAUGGUGUUUGGCAUGCAGUAAAGUUUCAGAGUUUGAACACCAAGCGGUAGGGGUGAAAGUACAGAGCCAGAGAGAAAGAGAGAGGACUUCUUCUUACUUAUAACUCUGCAUCUGGAAAAUAACCCAUCAAUUUCCCACACCCUGCAACAGUCCCUGACUCCAUGACUGUGUUCUUCGCCACUGAUUCAAUCACCAACAGGAAUCGCCAUGAAAGCCCUCUUUUCCUGUCUUCCUUUCAUCUUUCUUCUCAAAUCUGCUUUUGGGUUCGGCUCUAUGGGCCCCAUCUCCGCCGCUUUCGGGGACAGUGGCUUCUUUUGCGCCAUUGAUGCCAGUGGCAAGCAACAGGUCAUCUGCUGGGGCAACAAGACCAACUCUUCUUCUCCAUCCUCUCCGUCUAGCCUUCCCAUCAGCCUCCCUCCCAUGGUUGCUCUUACAGGCGGCGGAGGAUUCCUCUGCGGCAUACUGGCGAACACUUCGCAGGCUUAUUGCUUUGACUCCACCGGAUCAGCAAGCUCUGAUCUUGUACCUUCAGUAUUUAAAUCCAAUUAUUAUUCCCAUAUUGCAGCUGGGAGAAGCCAUGUCUGUGCUCUUAGAAGCCUUUAUUAUUCCCAAAGUGAUUUGGGCACUGUUGAUUGCUGGGACAUUAUUCGAAAAUCAAACAGUACCAGACUUACCUCAAGGCAGAGCAAUCUGUUCUAUGAUCAGUAUAUUAGCACCCUCAUUUUCAAUAACCUCGUUUCGGGAGAUGGAUUCAGCUGUGGCAGUGUUAGUGAUGUGGGCGGUUUAGCCUGUUGGGGUCCAAAUUCAAGCAAGUUAGAAGUCCCUGGUGCGCCGGAGAGUUUCCAUUCUUUGACUUCAGGUAUAGAUUCUGUCUGUGGAGUUUCUGAAGUGUCCAAGAAGCUUAAAUGUUGGGGAGCUAAUGAUUCUUUUGGCACCCUUCCGGAUGGAAUCCCCUUUGUCUCAUUGGCUGCUGGUGAUCGUCACUUCUGUGGAAUCCGAGAAGACAAUCACGGGAUUGAGUGCUGGGGAAACUACAACUCCUCAUCAUUGAUCCCAAAAGGAUCUGGUUUUCUUGCGAUUGCCUCGUCCGAUUUCGUCACUUGUGGGAUAAGGGAAAGUGAUUUAGUUCUGGACUGCUGGUUCACUAAUGUGUCAUCAAAGUUCAAUUAUGAUCCUCCAUUGGAGCUCUGUAGCCCGGGUUUAUGCACACCUGGUUCAUGUGGUGAAGGGAGAUUCUCUUUCAAUGCCAGCCUUCUGAAUGAACCAGAUUUGACUAGCUUGUGUGUUAGGACUGAUCUAAGGAUCUGUUCCCCUUGUGGACUCAAUUGCUCUCAAGGUUUUUUCACUUCCAGCCCUUGUACGAAAAAUGCGGACCGAGUUUGCACCCCUUGCUCGCUCUGCCAGAACAGCUCAUGUUGGGAUAUCUGCAGCCUUCCACCGUCUUCUUCCUCCCCACACCGUCGGCUCCAAUGGCGUGUUCUGGCUCUCAUCAUUGGCUCUUCUCUUGCAGGCUUUUCAUUCAUCAUCAUUUCCUUUUGUUCCAUAUCUCGUUUAAAUGCCACCAAAGAAAGGAAAGGGAAAAGGGGAGGUGAUCAAGAAUCUGAUGCAAGCAGAGAUAAUCACCUUCUUCUUUUCUCUGGGACCCAACCAUUUCCAGGGGCGGCUCAGGUUUUUUCGGCUUUCAGAGCUUAAAGAUGCCACCAAUGGGUUCAAGGAGUUUAAUGAGCUUGGAAGGGGUAGCUAUGGCUUUGUCUACAAAGCCGUUCUUCCUGAUGGAAGGCAAGUGGCCGUAAAGAGAGCUAAUGCAGCUACAAUAAUACAUACGAAUAGCCGGGAAUUCGAAAUGGAGUUGGAGAUACUAUGCAAUGUCCGUCAUGGCAAUAUCGUAAAUCUGUUGGGUUAUUGUUCGGAGAUGGGAGAAAGGAUUCUUGUUUAUGAGUAUAUGCCUCAUGGGACUCUCCAUGAUCAUCUCCAUGGAGGUCUCUCCCCACUGAAUUGGAACCUUAGGUUGAGGAUCGCAGUGCAGGCAGCAAAAGGUCUCGAGUACCUUCACAAAGAAGUUGACCCGCCUAUUGUUCACCACGAUGUGAAAAGCUCAAAUAUUCUUUUGGAUGCGGAUUGGGUCGCCCGGAUCGCGGAUUUUGGGUUGCUAACCCAUACUGAGAAGGACCAUCAAAGUGGAGAUGUGAAAGCUGAUGUUUAUAACUUUGGGAUUGUGAUGCUUGAAAUUCUCUCUGGAAGGAAAAGUUAUGAUAGGGAUUGCAUGCCUCCCAAUAUAGUUGAAUGGGCAUUGCCAUUGUUGAAACAAGGGAAAGCGGCUGCGGUUAUUGAUGGAUAUGUGGCUCUUCCUAGAAAUGUUGAACCUUUACUUAAAUUUGCCGAUAUAAUAGAGCUUUCUCUUAGGGAAGAUCCCAGUUUACGGCCUGAUAUGUCAUAUUUGUCGCAUUCUUUGGAGCAGAUAGUGAAGGAAGGAUUGAUAUUAUAGUUCUCGAGCUUAUUGUUCUUUGGUGAUCAUUCCAGGAAAAAAAUCUGAGAGCAAACAACUGUGAGUAGCGCUCUUCUGCAACUGUACAUUUUUAUGAGCAGUGCUUUGUAUAUUACUGUGUACUUGUACACUUCACCACAUUCUUCUCAUCAAAAUUGAUAAAUAAAUCAAUAUAUGAUAUGAGGUUUUGUCAAUUAGAUCACUUUUCAUGUAUGCAUUAACUUGGAACUUGGAAGCUAUAUACUCAGGCAUUAUGCUUAUCUUACGUUAUUUCACAAUAGCCAAAUAUAUAAAGAUAAAAACUUGGUCUUGGAUUACUCCUUGUAUGAGAUUAACUUUUUUU
Cuscuta epithymum is the source of this 2977-nucleotide messenger RNA. The record is from the annotation of a GenBank genome assembly. Lineage: Eukaryota; Viridiplantae; Streptophyta; Magnoliopsida; Solanales; Convolvulaceae.